This is a messenger RNA of Seminavis robusta, 1968 nucleotides long. NCBI's taxonomy places the organism in Eukaryota, Bacillariophyta, Bacillariophyceae, Naviculales, Naviculaceae. The record is from the annotation of a GenBank genome assembly.
AUGAAAACAACACUCUUAAGCACGCUCCUUGCUUUGCUGCUGGGCGUCGGCUCAGGCAAUGCUGGAACCAUUCGAAGCGCAAGUGUGCAAUCGGAAAGUAAUGCGAACGUUGCAAGGCAUCUACAGGCUGUGCUGGCACGAAACGACACCUACGAGAUGAUCCAAGGGACGACCCGACUCGACGUGAACCUCGUACAACAAGGCUUGUUGGCAAAUGACACGUCACAGUCUGCGAUACCUCUCGUGGUGACUGAUGUGGAGGAAUGGGGCAUUUUUCAAGGAAACCUUCGCGUCGAAGACGACGGUACAUUCCGCUAUGAUCCUCCUUCCGCUGGCUUUACGGGAACUGAGAUCUUUUCCUACACGGCAUGUCUCGGCACGGCGAUCUCUCGGCAGCAGCCGCCUGUCCAGGCUGCCGUCUGUUCCACUGCCAAUGUCACCAUCAAGGUCCUCGAAGAUCCCAACAGGCCCAACGAGCCCCCAACCGCUGAAGAUGACUCGUACACCGUCAAGGAGGAUGAAGAUUUCGAAGAAAACGCUCCGGGCUUUCUGGGCAAUGAUCGACGCGACUCGGGCUUGGCGAUCUUCCGAGAUGGCCGACCGCGAACGGACGGUCGGCUGGAAGGAGACCUUGAUACUGAAGAGGAUGGAAGCUUCGAAUACAAGGCUCGGCGUUGCUGGACAGGAGACGAGGUGUUUUUCUACACCGUUUGCUACGUCGACUAUCCUGACCUCUGUGACGAAGGAAGGGUUACCAUCCGAGUUGAAGAAGACAACAACAAGCGCCCCAAUCCUCCCAACGCGCAAAACGACCGCUACGAAGUAAAAGAGGGAGAAAGCUUGGAUAAAUCCGAGGGUGAUGGCAUCCUCAGCAAUGACGGGGCUGACAAAGGACAAGAAAUCGAGGUGGAGGACCACGAUGAGACCAGCGGCUUUAAGGGAGACCUUCACGUCAGCUCUGAUGGCAGCUUCACUUACCGCCCAGAGCCUGGAGAGCUCGGAUCUUUCUGGUUUGAAUACGAAGUCUGCUAUGAAGAAUGGUCUUGUGUGGCUUGCCGUACAGCCAGGGUGGAGAUCGUGGUCCAAUCCAACCCUGAAAAACCAGACAGCCCCCCAACCCCGGUCAAUGACCAAUACACCGUGGUGCAGGGAGGCAGCUUGGAUGUCUCGGAGUUUAAUGGAGUUUUGACCAACGAUGUGAAAGACAGCCGCUAUUCCUUGUUUGUUGACUCCUAUGACUUUGUCGGCGAUGGCCAGGGAGAUUUGGAUGUCGAUGAUGAUGGUUCCUUUGAAUAUGAACCCGAUGGCGACUUUCUUGGCACUGAGUCGUUCACCUACGAAGUUUGCUAUCGCGAAUGGCCCGAUCUUUGUGCCCAAGGCACUGCCACCUUCACCGUCACAGCUCCCGCGCCACCAGACACUGGGGUGGACUCACGCCGAGGACGGGCCACUUCUUAUCAGGUUCGCUGGGAUGCUGCCGACGAUGAAGCCGAAGACUGCGACACCGUGUCACCAAGGUUGACCCUUCAGUGUGGCUUGGAUGGGGAACUUGAAAUGGUGGACAUAUCGCCCAGUGACAAUGACGCUUGUGUCUUGAAUAGCGUGACAGGUGUCCUUCAAUGCAGCCCAUCCAACGAGGGAAUCAUUUAUGUCGCAUGCAGGGAUGGCCGAGCUGAUAAUUCCACACGGCGUCAGCUUCUUGUGUCCAUGAGCUCUGAUGCCGUGGCGUGCGAAGUGGACGACUCGGAAGAAUUCCAUCUAUCCUGGACAUACCACGCCAUGUCGCUUCAGGCUUACUGCAAUGAUCAAUGGACCGAACGAGGAAUGGAUUGCUCUGGAAAAGUGUUGACGGAAGCUUCGGGAUCUACUCUUUGCUACCAAGACGCCGUGACGUCUGGCACCUCUUCACAGCCAGCUGAUGUCAUGAUGAACUCGACUUCAUAUGAAGAUUGCGGCACGGUUGUCUAG